AGCGUGCUGCCAGUGUACGGUGCGCGGCCGAGACUUAACAGCGGUCGCGUGCGUGGUUUGGAACCUCGGGUGCGCGCGACUUUUUUCCUCACCUGAGAACUCGCGGCCUCUGUCACGCCCUGUCGCGUUUCGGGGCAACGUCGGCGCGCUUGGCAGAGUGCUCGUAGGAGCUUAGGUGAACGCGUUUGCUGCAGUGCCUUUCUGUAUUGCAGAAAAGACGAUUUGACGUGCCGGGAAAUUAGCUGGAUACAUUGAGGGCUGGCAAGCUGGGGAACUGUCCUUACGCUAGUUCACACGCAACUUCUCCUUCUGUUUGCAGCAAGAAAAAAGCUUGGUCACGUGCAUCGGUACGUGUAAGCCCUCAAGCAUCCAAGUAGAUCGGUGGCUCUCCAGAACUGUGUGAACAGCGAGUGCCUCCUCGCGCUCUUGUGGCAAAUGAUAGAGUCUGUUGUCGUCUGAUCACCAGCCGGCUAAUGUGACAAGGUGCCAGUUGAUACCGUUUCGCGGGAUUCUUGUGGACAUUUGGACUUCAGUGAGACUGUCUAGCGGGACUUCAAGGCUGAGUGCGUUGCUUAGAGGUCAUUAAAGCCAUUAUUCCCGAACCUUAGCAAAGAGAACCUGGCGCGGAUACGUGUUGAAAAGACGGUAUUCUCAUUUGGGAUACUUAAAUCAAGUGCAAGGAUAACUGCUCGACUUUCGUCAUCAAGCUCCUCGUAGGAGGGACAGACCUCUGCCUAUCGUUGCGGACGGUCGCCUGCUCAAAGCUUUGCCUGAUCGUCUGACUGACGAGAGAAGUACUGUGAAGUCUGCUUAACUACAACCCGCUAGAAGUCAUCAGACCUUCUACAGCGCAUCGCAAGCUUCUGACAAGAAAGAUCCAGUGAGCAUCGACGCUUGACAAUGUAUCAACUUGCCGCUCGUGGGAAACGAUUCGACGUCUUCGCAUUACGCCUGUGACGCUCUAACCAAUUGAGCUACCGCGGCGCCGUUCCCCAUCCACUUUCUUGGGUCGCGCAGCGGCAGGUCUCCACGGCCGAAACGCAGCAGACAUCGAACCAGUUGUGACGAUGUGUCCCUGCACCAGCCCUCGACAGUUAGGCGUCUCGGGCAAACCACCGGAGUGAAUUACGGAGAUCAAGUGACGCCUUCAACUGCACAUCGGAGCAACCGCGCGGAAGAAAUGCGCUCCGACGAGAAUUCCGGCCGGCGAAGCGCGCGUCACGCACGCCGACCGUCACCCGCUUUCCUCCGGACAGCGAUCGGCUCGGCGCUUGUCGCCUCCCUGGUCGCGGCGACCGUCGCUUCCGCGGCAGUAUUGGCCCCGCCGGACCUGAAGAAGUCGUCACCGCCGCAGCAGCUGCGCAACGUGCUGGCGUCGUAUACGACGUUCAACGAGACGGUGAACUUCACGCAUUUCGUGGUGGACACAGGCACAGGGCGCGUCUACGUGGGCGCGACGAACUGGCUGUAUCAGUUCAACGCAUCCCUCGAGCUCGAGGCCUCAGUACAGACGGGACCCGUCGAGGACAGCGUGCUUUGCUCGCCCUCGGACUGCAGCGGUGUCGAAGCCGAACCGACAGACAACAUAAACAAGGUGCUGGUCAUUGAUUACAAAACACGCAAGCUGAUCGCUUGCGGCAGCAUCCACCAGGGCGCCUGCCGAAGGCAUGACCUCGACGACAUCACGCAGCAGGAGGCCCUCGUAUCCGUACCCGUUGCGGCCAAUGACCGAAACUCGUCCACGUAUGCGUUCGUGGGGCCCGCGCACUACCACGGUGGUCGAGGCCCCAUGCGAGUAAUGUACGUGGCCACAACCAACAGUCGGCAGGGCCCGUACCGGGACAUGGUGCCGUCCAUCUGUAGCCGGAGCCUGGACGAACCCGGCGGUCGUCGGGGAGCUCCAGGGGGCUCGUCGGACCAGCCCUUGUUCGCCAUCAUAGAGCAGUCCUUCUCGGCUACGGCGCGCGUGGACAUUGCAAACCACAUCAAGGAUUACUACCUCGUACACUACGUGUACGGCUUUCACACGGAGCACUUUGCCUACUUCGCUACUGUUCAGCGAAAGAGCCACCUGAGGGCAUCUGAAGAGCUGGGCUACGUCAGCCGACUAGCCCGCGUGUGCACCUCGGACCCGGCGUACAGCACCUACACUGAAGUGACCCUCCAGUGCCUCGGUCCUGAUGGCACCGACUACAAUCUUCUCACCGAUGCUGGAGUCGUGGCAGCCGGCGAAGACGUUGCCGAUGAACUAGGACUAGAACCUGGCUCAUCAGACUCCCGAGUCCUCGUUGGCCUCUUUGUUGUAAGCGCCGACCACACAACACGGCCCAGUCGACGCUCAGCCGUCUGCCUUUUCGCCUUGACAGACGUGGAGCAAAAGUUCACCGAGAAUGUCCACAUGUGCUACAACGGCAGCGUGCUCACCAGAAACAUGGACUACAUCGCAGGAAGCAUCAACCAGUGCCCCGAGCCAGGGAAAGCGGGAAAUAUAAUCAACUUCUGCAACGAGACCGUCAAGCUGAACGGAUCAGUUCCCAUCUCUGCGAAGGCGGCGAUCACGUACCCCAACGACACGCUGACGUCACUGGCUACCGUCCUUGUGGGGCACCAUAAUGUUCUCUUCGUGGGAACUGCUGAGGGAACGCUCAGAAAGAUUCUCAUCACCGGAGCUACAGCCGCUGAAGAGUUUGAGCAAGUGCCUUUAGAUCCUGGACAUAAGAUCAUUCCCCAGAUUAGCGUGGACGCUGCUCAGAACUUCCUCUUCGCAGUUUCCGUCUACAAGGUCAGCAAGGUUCGCAUCGAGAAAUGUCAGCUGUACGAGACCUGUGAAUCAUGCCUCGCUUCCCGCAAUCCGUUCUGUGGAUGGUGUUCUUUGGAAAGGAGGUGCACAGUGAAGGCCCACUGUCAAAACGCCACGGGCACCUUGGCUGAGAGAAGCAGCUCGGCGCGUUGGCUCUCUCUUGGCUCGAAUAGGUGCAUCGACUUCCUCGCCGUGCGGCCAGAGCAGCUGCCCUACAAGUCCAUGUCCAUGGUGGACUUGGUGAUCAACCAGCUACCGCAGCUUCCGUACGGGGCGCACUACCUCUGCGUGUACGGCAGCAGCGCCCCGAUUCAAGCGCGCGUCACGCACUUGGGCCUCGCCUGCAUGUCCCCGCUGGUGGCGGCUCGGCCGCCCAUCUUGCCGGGGAGAGAUCACGUCAUUGUGGACUUGGCUGUGCGCUCCAGUGAGACCGACACCGACUUCAUUCACAGAGAGUUCGUUUUCUUCGACUGCAGUGUUCACAAAACGUGCAAGUCUUGUGUGAUGAGCUCGUGGCCCUGCAAUUGGUGCCUGCACGAGAAUUUCUGCACCAGCAACGCUACCGACUGCGCCCGACGCGUCAUCAUCGGAGAAAGCAACUCUCACAACUCACUCAUCAAGGGUCGACAGCACUGUCCAAGCUUCAGCAUCGACGAUGAAAUUCUGCUCCCCCAUGACGCACGCAAAGAAAUCGCCGUUGAAGUGAGAAAUAUAUUGACACCCCUGGAAGGAUUUCAAUGCGUCGUCGAAAUUGAAGGCGCCAGGGAGCGGGUGUUUGCUCGGCUCCGGGACAACAAAGUCAUCUGCACGGAGAGCACGUACACCUACCAAGCUGAGCAAGGAGAACUACAAGCUUCCCUCACUGUUCUGUGGAACGGCGACACUUUCAUCGACAAGACCAACGUGACGUUGUACAAGUGCCUGCUGCUGGGAAGCCACGGUGGCCGCCAGGACUGCUCCCUGUGCCUGACGCGCGACAAGCGCUACCAAUGCUCCUGGUGCGGAGGGUCGUGCAACUACGGACCAUCGUGCGUCGAGCCGGUCACCACGUCGUGCCCACCGCCCAGGAUCGAUUGGAUCCACCCUCUCAACGGGCCUGUGGAAGGAGGCACAUUGGUCACCAUAGAAGGCAGCAACCUGGGCACGAGCGAGGAAGAAAUAAGAGACAAGAUCCUCGUUGGUGGUCUUCCCUGUGUGCCAGUGGAGUACAACGUGUCAGUCAGAGUUGUCUGCCGGACGCAACCGAGCCCCCACGGUGCGCAGGCGACGUACGUGGUCAUCGGGAAUCGCGCCGGCAUCACCAAGGCACAGGAAAAGUUUCACUACAAGCCAGUGGAGCUGACCGGAGUGCAGCCCCGCGUUGGACCUCAAUCGGGUGGCACUCGUCUGUACCUGAACGGAACCAAUCUGAACGUCGGCAGUCAUGUGAGCGUUUACCUGGACGACAUCGUGUGCCACGUCGAAAGGUCUCUUGCAAGCAGCAACCAGAUCAGUUGCAGAACGUCCAGGUCUCCGUACCCAUCGUAUCAGGUCUCCCAGCUGAUCCUGCGCAUUGACGGUGCCAACCUGACCCUGAGCAACCCAUUUUUCUACACUGAGGACCCUUCUUUGCACAGAAUUCAACCGCUUAAAAGCUUCCUCAGUGGAGGCAGACACAUCCACAUUUACGGAACCAACUUGACGUCUAUUCAGCAACCCCGUAUGGCGGUGUUCAACAGGUUUCGCCAAGUAAACGAAACGUCGUGCCACGUGUUGAACGCCUCUGUCAUGGUCUGCCCUUCUCCGGCCGUGCUCCUGCGCCACCCGGGGAGGGACAGCAGCUUUGACGACGAGGAAGAGCAGGCGGAGAGCGCCGACGUAGUUGCACACGCCGUGGCCAGAGGGCAGUACCAGAGGAAUACGGCAGUAAAGUCAAGAGGGGAAUCCGAAGCUGGAUCCGAAGGCGACGAGCUGGACGCUGUGCGCCUUCGCAUCGGCUUCAUAAUGGACGAUGUUCGAUCGGUGCAGGAACUGAACAAGUUCUACCCAGAUGUGGCGUCGGACCUCACCUACGUUUCCGACCCGCGUUUCUUUCCCUUCGACAACGACGGUGUAAAGCUCUACAAGGGGGAGCCACUCGUCAUUGAGGGUGAAAUGCUUCGAUUGGCCACCACGGAAUCCGAAAUUAAUGUUACAAUCGGCACGCGUCCGUGCAACUUAACAUCGCUCAGCAUGAGUCAACUGGUCUGUGUUCCACCAGACGUUCAGCCUCCAAGCACCGACGAACUCGGCCACCGGACAGAGAUGGAUUUGCCUGUUGUUGUGGUACGAGUUGGCAGUAACCUGCGCUAUGAAGUGGGCUACUUGCGGUACGAAGUGGCUAAGAUCUACGAGUUUCCGCCGGAGACUGUAGGAGCCAUUGCAGCUGGUGGAACAGUGCUGAUGCUUUUGAGCCUCGUAACGUUGGCCAUCCUGAAGCACAAGAACUCACAGGCCGAGAGGGAAUACAAGAGGAUCCAGCUCCAGAUGGACACGCUAGAGAACAGCGUGCGGUCCGAGUGCAAACAAGCGUUUGCGGAACUACAGACUGAUAUGACGGACCUCAACAACGACAUUCAAGCGACGGGGAUACCGACCCUUGACCACAAGGCGUACAUUAUGAAAGUGUUCUUCCCGGGUGUACCAAAUAGUCCGAUCUUGCAGGAGGUCAAACAAAUCAACGGCCCUUACAACAACUACGAGGUGGCGAUGACAAAUUUUGAGAUGCUUAUCAACAACAAGAACUUUCUACUGACAUUCAUUGACACUCUAGAAAACCAGAACACUUUCAGCAUCAGGGACAAAGUGAACGUAGCAUCGCUGCUCAUGAUCAUUUUGCUCGACAAAAUGGAAUACGCCACAGACAUAUUGCGAGAGCUCUUAAUCCGGCUUGUGGAAAAGUACGUUGGCACAAAGCAUCCUCAACUAAUGCUCAGAAGGACUGAAUCCGUCGUCGAAAAGAUGCUUACAAACUGGAUGGCGCUGUGCAUGUAUGGUUACAUAAAGGAACACGCGGGAAGGUCACUAUUCCUCCUGUUUAGCGCGAUCAAGCACCAAGUGGAGAAAGGCCCCGUGGACGCGGUGACCCACGAUGCUCGUUAUUCACUCUCCGAAGAGCGGCUGCUCCGAGAGCAAAUCGAGUACUCCACAGUGGUCAUUCAGGUCGUGCAAGAAGACCAGGAUGAAAAAGUCUUUUGUCGCGUCAACGACUGCGACACAAUCAGCCAAGUGAAGGCCAAAGUAUUGGACGCCCUCUACAAGAACACUCCAUGCUCAAUGCGGCCGCUGAUAUCGGAGGUUGACCUCGAAUGGCGGCACGGUAGAGGCGGUCACCUGAUUCUUCAAGACGAGGACCUCACUACAAAGACGGUCAGUGGAUGUCAGAAACUGAACACGUUGGCUCACUACGGCAUACAUGAUUCAGCCAUCAUGAGCCUUGUCAACAAGAAAAGGCGCUACUGCAAGAACGGUACGGCUACAUAUGGACCAAUCAACACACUACCAGCACGCAACAACAAUUACGAGGGUCACUACGGCAGCACCGCGAAGUACUGGCACUUAGUCAAACCCCUCGAUGAUCGCCAUGAGUCGCAGCAGGACCAGCGGCACAAAUCUAUCCCGGAAAUAUUCCUCACCAGGCUGCUGUCCACAAAGGGAACCAUACAAAAGUUUGUCGAUGACUUCCUGCACAACAUCUUAACAGUCAACGAGGCACUGCCUUGCGCCGUCAAGUGGCUCUUCGACCUCUUGGACACAACUGCGUCCACAUACGGCAUAGUCGACGCGGAGGUGUGCCAUGCCUGGAAGAGCAACAGCUUGCCUCUGCGAUUCUGGGUCAAUCUAGUCAAGAAUCCCGACUUCAUUUUUGACAUUGAGAAGACGCCAAUUUUAGAUGCUUGCCUUUCCGUAAUUGCACAGACAUUCAUGGACGCCUGCUCAACAACAGAGCAUAGACUUGGAAAGGAUUCUCCAUCCAACAAACUAUUAUUCGCAAGAGAUAUUCCAAGUUACCGAAGACUUGUCUGCAAGUUCUACCAGGAUGUCGCGGCGUUGCCUCCAGUUUCCGACCAGGAUAUGCGAUCUGCUAUGCAUGCGUUGUCUGUGGCGCAUGCAGGGGAAGUUGAUGUCCUGAAUGCCUUGAAAGAAUUGUAUAUUUAUGUUACAAAAUACUCCGAGCAGAUACUGGAGGCCCUCGAAGAUGACGAGGUGUGCCAGGAGCUCCAGCUGGCCCAACGACUAGAGACUGUGGCGUGCACAUUAAGCGCUGAGCGAACUUUGCCGUGCUAGAACUUGUCCUUGACGAGCAGUGCGGUGACCUGUAGCAAUGCAUAGGGGGCCGCGCUCAUCCCGAGGCACACAAAAGAUGGUCUCCUAGGUCUCGGGGCCCUCUGGGGUGCUCGAAGCAGCACUCACCGGACACCAACGGUGAAGCCAUGUGAUCAACCUCCAUUUGUACAGAACCCAGCGCGGCGGCGGAGACUGUUCUCAUUGUGGUGCUUGCAGCAUUGACUUCGCUUCCUGCGGCAUGGUGGUUUUGCGAACGCUGUGGGAAUUUCUUUUCCUGUUCUUCUACCGAGGGCAGCCAGCGCCGCGAUGGCGCAUAGCAGUGUUUGUGCCUAUGUGUGAGUGUUUUCUUUUCCAGAGAACCCACAUUCGUGCCUGAGUGUGCGCUUAGGUGCUGGUAUAGAUUAAGCUGGCGUGUCUCUGACCGGUUCAGAGCAUGUAGCCUAUUCCACCGAUUGUGCGCCGCACAUGGAGGCAGGGUGUUUUGUAUAUUCCAAGGCGCGCGUAGGUGUGUUACGUGCGGUUUAGGAAAGCGACUCGAAGUUAGUUGGGAUGGGGCUGACACCGAAAGGAGAAAUACGAGUACUUUGGCUUUUGAGUCUGUACCUGGGUAGCAGACUCGAAUAAUGAAAACCGGAAGUCAUGUACAAAUUCUGUUUUCGUUUUCAGCAUACACAAAUGUGUAUUCUUCUCAAGUAUGUUUCUGAGGCCACAAAAUACUCCUUUGUUACGAUACCUCUACGCAAAGACAAGAGACAAAAAAAGGGAAGUGCACAACACAAGCGCUCCUUAUCAAUACUCCUUUUCAGUGCAGGAUAAGAAAUGUAUUGAUGUCCGGAGCCGGAUUUCCUGUACAAUAAUGCCACAUCCACACACUAUCCAUGGUGAAAAAAGUAACUGCUGGAGUCCCAACUGAUAUUUCGGAAAGCUGUCCAGUAUUUAUGACAGCAUUCAUAAUACUAGGCCUUAUUCCAUUUCAAUGUCGAUAUUACUAUCGUUUUCAUUGCAGAAAAUAAAUUAUGUGCAAGGUACAAAAAGGACGGGCACCUCUGAGGGAAGUCGAGAAUUCAAGAGAAGCAUGAGCGUUUUGCUGUUGCAACGUCGUAACUUUUUCGUAUUUACACAAAUGUAUCGAUAUUGUACGAAGGAGUCGAGUCUUAAACUAAUCUUAGGAUGACACUUUGGGCCGCAAAGCGACGUGCGCCACAGAACCGCGUCAUACUUAUGGAGUCACGUGGCAAAAAUCAGCGAUGUUGGCAUAAUGCUUAAGACGAAAAGCAAAGUGAACGCACUUCAUUACAAACGCACGAUGCAGAACUUUUGCCUUCGUGAUGUUCAGCGUCAUGCACGAAACAAGCAUGCUGUUCGUGCGGUGAGCGUUCUAUUGCCAGAAACAGGGUCCUAAAUGUUUUAUUUGUGCAUGUCCUAUGCACCUGUAAUUUAACACACGGUCCAACUGCCUUGUCAGUGUUUGCUGUCGUGACCGUCUGAAAUGCAGCCUUGAAGAGGCGAAGUCCUGUGCAUGACUGAGUCGUAGUGUUCUAUCAUUUUUUAUCAUAGGGAGAGUGCUUUGUCUUCUCACAGUCACCUUCGUCACAUAUGGCAAUGUCGGCGAAGAUAGUUUUAAUUUCGAUGCUAUUUUUUUACGAAAUGAAGAAGAUACUAAAGUACAUUUAGCGCAAUCCUUUGUAAAGUAUGUUGUGAAUAAAGAAAGUGACAGCUUUAGGCACUACUUCAAA
Messenger RNA from Dermacentor andersoni, 8841 nucleotides. Its product is annotated as plexin-B-like. Gene Ontology annotation, molecular function: semaphorin receptor activity; protein binding. Gene Ontology annotation, cellular component: semaphorin receptor complex; plasma membrane. The record is from RefSeq and is a predicted model, not a curated record. Lineage: Eukaryota; Metazoa; Arthropoda; Arachnida; Ixodida; Ixodidae. Gene Ontology annotation, biological process: regulation of GTPase activity; semaphorin-plexin signaling pathway; negative regulation of cell adhesion.